Morchella importuna is the source of this 1029-nucleotide messenger RNA. RefSeq lists its product as uncharacterized. Bases 1 to 1029 code for a protein of 342 amino acids. Lineage: Eukaryota; Fungi; Ascomycota; Pezizomycetes; Pezizales; Morchellaceae. The record is from RefSeq and is a predicted model, not a curated record. The transcript has 3 exons.
AUGGGUAGGCCCUUAUGGAGACCACCACCGGGAAACUCUGAGAAUAACUCCACGGAUGACGCAAACAAACAGCCGGUACCGCCCCGGUGCAUCUCGCCCCCAAACUUUCACACCUCUUCCACCUCCGGCUCCUCCUCUGCCGCCGGCCCAGAAGCCAUGGUGAUGCGCAACGACAGCUCGAUGCUCACGCUCGACGAGUUCCUGCGCGAGACAAGCACCCGCGACAGCACGGAACGCCAGCUCCAGGGCCUCCUGGCCCUGCGCAGGCGCAUUGGCUCCGAGACUAGACCAGGACGGUGGGGCAGCCUGUAUGAUCACACCCCAGCGGGGCGGAGGAGGAUUCUUGAGCAGGACGAGCUUGAGGAGGAGGAGGGUGAGGUCGACGAGGACAGGAUCCCGGAGAUCUAUUGGAAUUUUCGAGCACGAGUCUCGCCAGGGUCGUUGCCUCUACCGCCGCAGCCACUUUCUGCCCUUCCUGCCGCGAGCUCGGGGGCUUUGUCGGUGCCCAGGGAGGACUCGACGGCGGAUGUGCUCACGGGACCGUCACAGCUGGUUCAGCCCCCGAUGAGGACUUCCGGGGAAUAUAGGCCCUAUGUAGCGGGUGUGCCCUCAAUCACAUGGCCUCCGCUGCCACCGCCUUCUUCGUCGUCGCUGCCGCCCCUGAGUCGCCAGGACAGUUUUGACACACUUGUGUCUCAGAUACGGCGCAUCGGUGCGCUGCAGGACUUUAUGCUGAACUCUACAACCACCCCACCAGACCCCCCAACUCCAACGGCUACGGCCGCGACAGUUGCGAGCCUGCGCAUCCGCGAGGCGAGGCUGAGGGCUAUGCAGACGAGGAUCGACCUGCUGGCGAAUGAGUUUGCGGUGCUGAGUAGUACGAGGAGGGAGAUGAGGAGGGCCAUGGCGAAUGAUGCGCCGGUGCCGGCACCGCCGCCGCCGCCGCCAGUGAGGAUGAGCGAGAGCUUGAGGGAGGAGCUGAUGAGGAGCGCGGUCAUGAGGAUGCAGAUUGAGGCGUUGCCGCUAUGA